Molecule: messenger RNA, 1983 nt
Organism: Poeciliopsis prolifica (blackstripe livebearer)
Lineage: Eukaryota; Metazoa; Chordata; Actinopteri; Cyprinodontiformes; Poeciliidae
Exons: 2
Coding region: 1-1284 (427 amino acids)
Source: RefSeq, a predicted model, not a curated record
AUGCACGGCGGCCAUGUAGCGCUCCAGACACGUCACGACGUGAAACAGAACCUCUCCGUACCAUUUGAAGAAGAAAAGAUACUUCCCGAUCACAACGACGUUGAAACUCCCCGUGAAACGCCGCUGCAGGAGACGACGCAGCCGCCGACGCCGAUCGCCUCCAGAGCCACGGAGUGGUACGUGAAGCAGUCGCAGUGGCUCAUCGACGCCGAGGAGAAACAGGAGCGAUUCUGCCUCCAUUUCUGCAGAGCGAAGCGCAGGAUGAUGAUGCAGAGAGGAAGGAGAAGCGAAAUGUUCGCGAUGCAGAACGAGGUGAAGAUGACGGAGGUCCAACCCGACACGAAACACGCGGCUUCCCACGACGGAGACCCAACCGUGGAGGAAAAGUUUGGCGAAAUGACGACAAACUCCUCGUCCUCAAACGCCUCCCUUCUUCUUCCUGCCUCUUCCUCUCUGGUUUCCUGCUACGUGUCCAGACCCGUCUCCUUCAUCCUCCCUGCUUAUUGGAUCAUUGACUUCCUCUUCUUCCUCCCGUUCUGCCUCUUCAUCUUCCACGCUGGUUUCCAGCAGUGGCGCCAAACGAGGCGCGCCUUGAGUCACUCUGACUGCUUCACGUACCACCUGACCGCCGUGGAGACGAUUAACAUCAUCAAUUGUACUUUUUAUUGCAGCGCCAUCUACGGUGAAACCGUCUCUCUGAUAUUUAUUGGGGAUUUUUUGACGUCCUUGGUGUGGCAUGGACAGACGCUGUUCCAGCUGCUGACGUGUGCGGAGCAUUACCUGGCCGUCGUUCAUCCCACCUUCUACCUGAGUCUCAGGAACCAGAGAGGCGUGAGGCUCAGGAACGUGGCAGUUCUCUGCGUCUGGCUGCUUUCCUUCGUCUGCACGGCUCUGAUGGCCUUCAGAAAGUUCCUCGCCUUUUUCGAUGUAUGCCUCCUGGUUGCGAAUUUAGCAUUUGUGUCGUUCUGCAGCUUUUCUGUCAUGUCUAGUUUGUAUCAGCCUUCACCAGGCGGUAAGGAGGCCAGGAGGGUCGAUCGGGCCAAGCAGGGGGCUUUCAGAACCAUUUUAAUCAUCCUGCUGGUUCAGGUGUUGAGGUUCAUUGGAAGUGUGAUCUGGAGCAUCGUAGACGGUUUAAAUCUCAGCUCUAACUGCUUAUUGGUGGCUGUUGGGGUUCUGGUGAAUCUGCCCAGCAGCUUUGUGUUGCCCCUGCUGUUUCUGCAAAGAGAAGGAAAGUUGGUUUGUUGUAAGAAAAUCCAGCAACAUUGUGGUAAAAAUGUUUCCUAAUUUAAUUGCUUGGCACAAACAUGGAUAUUAAGUUUAUUUAUUCAACUUCCAAACAACCAACAGACACCAAGACAGGACAGAGCAAAUGGAAAAAGGUCUAUUUGAGGUUUAGCUGCUGCCUGGUGAAAACCAGGCCUGGUCAUAAAUAUUUAACGUUUUUUGGCUUUUAAAUCUUUAUUUUUAUCUCAUUUUUUUCUGAAGAUUUCAGAAUCACACUCAGCAAAACCACAAGGCAUUUAAAUUGAGAAUUGGACUUAAAAGUCUUGCGAAAGUAUGAAUGAAGUUAGAACUUAAACUAAAAUGCAUCUUGAUUUGUGUAUUAAUAUGCAAGGCCUUUUUUCACCAAUAUUUCAGAUUUUAUGAUCCACCUGUGGCUAAAACAUGCAAGUCUUUCUUUAACUGAACUAAAUAUGAACAUUGUAAAUAAGCAGAAUAUAUUUUACCGACAGAUAAAAUGUGUUUCUGUCUCAGGUUGGAUGUUUUAGGGAGAUUAUUAGGAUUAGAAAGUUUAAUUUGCAGAAAGUAAAAUAGUUUAAGCUUUUCUGACGUUUAAGAAAUAAAAGUUACAUUAAUAAUUUUCCCUGUUUCAUUCCUGAUCUUCCUACUUGCUACAAAUAGAGACGUAAACUCAAGUUAAAUAUUUGUCUACAUUGAUUUUUAAACAAGAUUUAUCUCUCUAUUAUCUAUAAUAUCCUCAAA